UUAAAAGCAUUUUUAUGGCAUCACAAAAUACAAAAAAAGUUUAAAAUGUAAAUGUUUCAUGAUUUUGACCACACAUUGCUAAACAUGCACACAGUUUCAUCAAAAAAAAUUUGUUAAUAUGGCAGCACCGGCUCUGCAGUAGGUUUGUUGUUUUUCUGUGUAUUCUUUGACAUUUAUUUUUUCGGACUGUUUUCUCAUCUGAAUACAAAAUUAUCGUUUGGUCAUUGGAAAAAAUUCAAUAACAUUAAUAAGUUCCGAUUCGGUAUUAAAAAUAAACCUUUCAAAUUAAACAAAUUUAUUGAAAGAAAACAGUUUGUGUUAAACAUAUUUACGAAUCAAAAUGAAUAUUAAUUUACCAAACUUCAAUGUAAAAAACCUAGUGAAAGAAGCUGGAAGCACUUUGUCUAGAGUUGUGCAGUUAACUGAAGAAAAACUGGGAACCACAGAACGUACAGAAUAUGAUACAGAAUUUCAAAAUCUUGCGGAACGUGCAGAUGUUACAAAAACAUGGACGGAAAAAAUUGUACGCGAUACCGAAUCGGUACUUAUACCAAAUCCCCAAAAUCGUGUCGAGGACUUCAUCUUUGAAAAGAUUGAAAAAUCAAAACCACAGCGUUUAAGUAACCUAGAGCAUUUGGCUUUAGCAAUGAUUGAGGCGGGCGGUGACUUCGGUCAAGAUUUGCCUUAUGGGCAGGCUUUGAUAAAGGUCGGACAAGCUGAACAGAAGUUAGGCCAGUGCGAAAGAGACUUUAUUGCCACAUCUGGCAUUUGCUUUACACAGCCAUUGCGAAAAUUUUUGGAUGGUGAAAUGAAAACCAUAACUAAAGAGCGCGGAAUCUUAGAAACAAAGCGACUUGAUUUGGACGCUUGCAAGAACCGUGUAAAGAAAGCAAGAAGUAUGCUGGGCCAACAAAAUAAAGAUGGCAUAUCGCCUGAAGCCGUCUUGGAGCAGGCUGAACGAGAUCUUCGAGUAGCACAAUCUGAAUUUGAUCGCCAAUCAGAGAUAACUAAAUUAUUGCUUGAAGGAAUCAGUACCUCACAAGCAUCACAUUUACGCCAUUUGCAUGCAUUUGUGGAAACUCAAGUACGUUAUUACAAGCAGUGCACAGAUGUCAUGAAUAAUUUGCAACGUGAACUAGCACGACUUCGUCCAGAAAAGCCACGCCUGCGCAUAAAUAGUGAAGAUGUUGAUGGGCCUCCCAACACCAACCAUACAAAUAAUUUAAAUAAUGCGGACAUUGAUUAUGACGAUAGUGAUGUGCAUGAGUUUAAGACAAUUGAUAUUAAUUCAGUCACUGAUAAUACCAAAAACACAAAUCCAUUUGCUACACAAAUAUUAGCAGAUUUUGAUAUUGAAUUUGAUUCAAGUGCUAUAAGCACGGUUAUUUUUGUUACUGAAUGUUCACCAAUCAAUGCUGAUUACAUGUAUGGAAAACAAGGUUUACUUAAAGGUUUGGUUCCCCGGGCAUUCCUCGAAAUGCUUGACGAUGAAUCUUUUGGUAACUCCAGUUAUUAAGAAAAAAAAUCGUAAAAUAAUAUUCUUAAAGACAGAUAAUUAAAUAAAAAAUGUCGUUUACAAAUAACAAAUGGAAAAUUAAAAAAUAUUUACAAAUGUUAAAAUUGUCAUUACAUAGUAAAAUUGAAUGAUUUAAAAUUCUAAAUGACAUCACAUGCAGUACAAUAAUUAUAUAAAAAAUGUAGUCAGUCAUACGUAUUUAGUAAAUUCUAGUUAUCGCCUAUAAUACUCAUAAAUUAAAUAUUUAAUAUCAAAAUAAUAAUAAAUCAUACAAACAGCACUAAAACAUA
This is a messenger RNA of Teleopsis dalmanni, 1806 nucleotides long. It is a transcript of the gene EndoB, whose product is annotated as endophilin-B1. The record is from RefSeq and is a predicted model, not a curated record. Gene Ontology annotation, molecular function: protein binding. The transcript has 7 exons. Gene Ontology annotation, cellular component: membrane; cytoplasm. Lineage: Eukaryota; Metazoa; Arthropoda; Insecta; Diptera; Diopsidae. Gene Ontology annotation, biological process: membrane organization. Bases 341 to 1516 code for a protein of 391 amino acids.